Prorocentrum cordatum is the source of this 398-nucleotide messenger RNA. The record is from the annotation of a GenBank genome assembly. NCBI's taxonomy places the organism in Eukaryota, Dinophyceae, Prorocentrales, Prorocentraceae.
AUGGCCACCAGCUGCUCCGACUCCGCGAUCUCCAUGCGCCCCGCGCCGGAGCCUGCCGCGGCGGGAGGCUCGCCGGCCCCAGCGUCCGCCGCGCGCCGGCCGGGCGGCGUCGCCGCUGAGGUCCUCGUCGCCAAUCCGCCGGGUGCUCGACGCGCCCGCGCCAGUGGCGGCGCCCGCGCCGCCGGCAGGCUGGCAGUGGCCCGGCGGCGGCUGCGGCGCCGCGGGGCCCGGCCGCGGCCCCGGCCCGGCGCCGUGGCAGGCGGCGCCGCCGGCGCCGAUCGCCACGGGGGCGGGGCCGCAGCAGUCUCGCCUCUCGCUGGUGCCAGGCGCGCCGAGGCGCUGACAGCCGAUGCCGGCGUUCCCCAAACCGGGGUGUGCGCCGGCGGCAGGCGGGUGGG